Limanda limanda (common dab) is the source of this 975-nucleotide messenger RNA. RefSeq names its product trace amine-associated receptor 13c-like. Gene Ontology annotation, cellular component: membrane. Gene Ontology annotation, biological process: G protein-coupled receptor signaling pathway. The transcript has a single exon. The coding region runs from base 1 to 975 and encodes 324 amino acids. Gene Ontology annotation, molecular function: trace-amine receptor activity. The record is from RefSeq and is a predicted model, not a curated record. Lineage: Eukaryota; Metazoa; Chordata; Actinopteri; Pleuronectiformes; Pleuronectidae.
AUGGAAGAUGCUGGGGCCCCCCCGCUCUGCUUCCCCAGCCUGAACUCCUCCUGCAGGCGGCUGCUGCGGCCGCGCUCAGAGACCGCUCUCCUCUACACGCUGCUGGCCUCCGUCUCUCUGCUCACCGUGACCCUCAACCUGCUGGUCAUCAUCUCCAUCUCUCACUUCAGGCAGCUCCACACCCCCACCAACUCCCUGCUCCUGUCCCUGGCCGUGUCCGACCUGGUGGUGGGGCUGCUGGCCAUGCCCGUGGAGGGCCUGCGUCACAUGGAGACGUGUUGGCUGCUGGGGAGGCUGAUGUGCGCUCUGACUCCUUAUCUGUCCUACUGUCUGCUCUCUGCCUCUUUGGGCAACAUGGUGCUCAUCUCUAUAGACCGCUACCUGGCCAUCUGUGACCCGCUGCUCUAUUCCUCCAAGAUCACACUGAACAGGGUGAAAGUGUUAAUCUGUCUGUGCUGGGCCUGCUCUCUUCUCUAUAAUGGUUUGGUUUUGAUGGGACACUUGGCGUGGCCCGACAGAUACAACUCCUGCCACGGGGAGUGCGUGGUGGUCAUUAGCCACAUCUCGGGCACGUUAGAUCUCUUCUUCUCGUUCAUCGGGCCCUGCACCGUCAUGGUGGUCCUGUACAUGCGGGUGUUUGUGGUUGCCGUGUCUCAGGUGCGUGUCAUUCGGCUGCAGACUGUCACUGUAACUCCAACUGCUAAAAAGUCAGAGAGGAAGGCAGCCACCACUCUGGGCAUUGUGAUAGCUGUGUUUCUAAUGUGCUUCUGCCCGUAUUACUAUCCCGCCCUGGCAGGCGUGGACACCUCCACCAGCCUGUCCUACUACGCCGUGUUGUCGUGGAUCAUGCUGAUCAACUCCUGUGUAAAUCCUUUAAUCUACGCCCUGUUCUACCCCUGGUUCAGAAAAGCUAUCAAACUCAUAUUCACCUUCAGAAUACUGCAGGCUCGGUCGCGGGAGCUCAAGGUGCUGUGA